This is a messenger RNA of Culex pipiens pallens (northern house mosquito), 1324 nucleotides long. RefSeq names its product peptidoglycan-recognition protein LB (gene PGRP-LB). Gene Ontology annotation, molecular function: peptidoglycan binding; zinc ion binding; N-acetylmuramoyl-L-alanine amidase activity. The record is from RefSeq and is a predicted model, not a curated record. The coding region runs from base 636 to 1265 and encodes 209 amino acids. The transcript has 3 exons. NCBI's taxonomy places the organism in Eukaryota, Metazoa, Arthropoda, Insecta, Diptera, Culicidae. Gene Ontology annotation, biological process: peptidoglycan catabolic process; innate immune response.
UCGCUUCAUUUCCGAUUCGCGCUUCAGCAGCGCAAAACACCACUGGCGGUCCACGUGUGUGCGCGUAAUUUGUCUCUGUAAUUCGCUAAAAAAAGUACCUCCCCACAGCCGGUUGAUAAAGUAACCUCAACCUCAGUCAAUCGAGAAGGCGCGCGCGCGCCGACUUUGCCAAACAAUUGAGGCAUUUUUUUUCGUUAGUCUGUCUAAAUUUUGUUCAGUGUUUGAACAGACUGGAGAGCGCGUGGAUCGUUACAAAGUUUGCUCUUGAAGCCUUGCUUGGAAUCAACAGUGUUGUCAACAGUUUGAAGUUGUUUGGUGUUUAGUUUGCGAAUCGAGGACCUCCGCCGGACUGUGGAAAGAGAGUCGGCGCUUCUUCAAAAGAAUUCGAAUCACCUGCAGUUCAACCCGUUGAGCAGUUCAUCGGCCAAGCCGACCGGUUAUUGAUAAGUCGGUGCCUCAGACAGUGGCCAUGACAGUGAUUUGGGCGCAAAAGUUUGGGGGCUUUUGACGAGAUAGCGCAGCGUGGCGCGACGAGUUGACUAAUUUGUCAUCGUGAAUCAGGUUUUUGCGGGGAAUGUCACACGAUUGGCACUAGUGCUGUUUGAAGUUUUGAAGGUGACACAGUUCAUACCACGAUGGUGAUAACGAGAAGAAGGACAAGUGUUUUGGCGGUUGUAGUACUGCAAGUUCUGGGCAUGUGGGAUGGAGCGAUGGCAUGCUCGAUGCCAACAGUGCCGUACGUCUCACGCGACGUCUGGAGUGCCAACCCACCCCGGACGGUGGACAAAUUCCCGGGUCCGAUUCCGUUCGUGAUCAUCCACCACACGUACGAACCGGCAGCCUGCUACACCCCUGCCGAUUGCUGCAAGGCCAUGCAGGCGAUACAGCGCUUCCACCAGCAGGAUCGAGGCUGGAACGACAUCGGCUAUAGCUUCGUGGUCGGAGGCGACGGCCGGAUCUACCAGGGCCGAGGCUUCAACGUGGUUGGCGCCCACGCCCCACGGUACAACGACAAAAGUGUCGGAAUUUGUCUGAUUGGGGAUUGGAGGGUGGAUCUUCCUCCGGAAAACAUGCUGGCGUCCGUACAAACGCUAAUCGAUUAUGGUGUGCGGAUGAACAUCAUUGCUAGCAAUUACACCCUGAUUGGGCACCGCCAGACGAGGCCAACGGAGUGUCCCGGCGAUCGGUUGUUCAAGGAGAUUCAAACGUGGGCCCACUUUUCGCCGAUGAUGGACGUGGUUGAUCCGAACAGUAUUCCAACGUAGACUGAAUUGGGUAUGUUUAAUUUUAAGAAUUUCAGUAAAUAUUUAUCAGUGUAACUGUA